GGUAAAUGCCAAUUGGCAUUGGUUUCUAUUGACACGCUUAUUCCAAAUGAAUCGUUAUUCAGAUGCCUGAAUCUCAGGAUUUCUCAAAAUGCUCUAUGAGUACCGGGACUCUGAUCCAAGGCACGGGGACCGAUAUUCCUAGAAACGGUUUUCUCUUACCUUCCAACACGGUCUAUGACUUACGGAAAUCGAAACUUCGAGCUUCAAAGAAAUUUGAAGUUUGGCCGCUUAUUUACGGCACUGGAAUUGGGACCGCCGUUGUUUUACUGUCAUCUUUCGUAAUCCACAUAAACGCUAGACAGCUCUUCCACCUAUAUACUCGGAGCCAUUUUUGGUCUACCUUGUAUGCUCCAGUGCUUUUUUCUGGCGCCUUAUAUUGGAUAAGCUUUGAGGGCCUGAUAACCCGACGUGUCUUGACCAGGACUUCUUUUGAUGUUGAAGGGUAUGGCGAUUGUGACCUUUGUUUGGAGGUUCGUGGCUCAUUGAUCCAGAUGGGUUGCGGUUGUCUUCUUCCUGGAUCACUGUCCUAUUUAACUUGCACCCUCGCUGCACUACAUGAGCGAACGUAUCCGAUCCCAAGUCUCGGUAAUCCGAAAGAAGUGUGGUCCACAGUGAAGCGCUUCUGUCGUGGGCUUCGCACCACUGGUUCUGCGCUUCUUCUAGCGCACUGUGUAAUGGGCUCGCUGUUAGCUGGAUGUAUGAUCAAAGCGAACCAGAAGGCAUUGAAAGAAGAGAAACAGUUGCUCAGCAAUUUUGGAGAACUAUCUGCUCCUAAUGAGUGAAACGACUUUACUGCGCUUUUACUGCUUCUGCUCCCUAUGUAUUAUAUUCAGUUCUUUUUUGUGCACAAAUAUAGCGUUUCCUUUUGGCUUAUCUCAAAAUGCAUUGCUUGCAUUACGUUUGCUUUGGAUGCAAUCUUUCAUUUUGCUGAAUC
This is a messenger RNA of Dicrocoelium dendriticum, 934 nucleotides long. The record is from the annotation of a GenBank genome assembly. Lineage: Eukaryota; Metazoa; Platyhelminthes; Trematoda; Plagiorchiida; Dicrocoeliidae.